GUUCCAAUGAAAGUGCAAGUAUGUGACUACUAAGUAAACCUACCAAUUUCUAAUUUUAAAUAUAUACCUCAAAAGCAAUGUAGGCAGCAUUAUAUCCUUCCCUAUUUGUUUCCUAUCAACAAAUUAAGAUUUUCUCUUUCCCCUUUUGGAAAUCAAGAAAAUUUUUGCAUAUUCUACUAGCAAGAAGCUCAAAAAGGUCUUUCUUUCCCAUGGAAUCACAAAGGGAAGAACAAAGUCUCUUUAAGGCUUCUGCUAUAUUUUCUGCAGCAGAGGCCUCUCCUCCAUUGCUGAACUCAAAUGAGAAUGGACAAGAACUACUUGUUAAAGAGGAAGAAGAAGAAGAGGAAGCAGUGAAAGAUCAACCACAAGAUCAACAAGAGGCUAAUCCUUGUCUCCAGUUGAAUCCAAAGCUGACUAGAAGUGAUACCAAUCAUGGGUUCGAUCGAGAACUCAACCUUAUCGAUUGCUUAAAUAUGGAUUCAUUUAAACCUUCAUCAGAAACUCCUCAAGCAGCAAAUCAUGAUGUUGAACAAAGAGUCUUCUCAUGCAACUAUUGUCAAAGGAAAUUCUAUAGCUCACAGGCACUCGGAGGACACCAAAAUGCCCAUAAAAGAGAGAGGACUCUAGCUAAACGAGGAAAGACAAGGACUCAUGAUAUACCAGGAGCUUUUGGGCACCCUUACUUGCACCACCAUUACUAUUCAAACAUGGCUUCUCUCCCUCUCCAUGGUGCAUAUGGUAGAUCUCUUGGGAUUCAAGUGCACUCAAUGAUCCAUAAGCCUUGUCACAUAUCUUCUCCUAAUGGGUUCGCAAAUAUUUAUGGACAUGGCAGCUGGUCUAGGCCCCCUAUUGACCAACAACCAGCCAUAGGAAAGCUGUCCACGGAUAACUUUCAUAUAAAUGCAACAACAGCACCAUCGCCGGCGACUUCACGUUCUGGUGUCGGCAGGUUCAACUUAGAGAAAAGUACUCUCGUGGGUUCUCCUGCCGACCAGGGAAUUGUUAAUUGUUGGCUAGCCACUAAUCAGGAUGAGUUGCAAACGCUUGACUUGUCCCUCAAGCUCUAGGUACUGCAAUUUAAUUUUCUUUUUCUUUCUUUUUUUUUUUUUUUUUUCUCUUUUCUUCUGAUUUGAUUUCUUAAUUAUUAGUAUAUUUCUCUGGGAAUUAUGAUAUGUACUUCUGAUUAUAUAAUGCUCAAAGAUUUGGUUUUAGGUAACGUUGAUUGGACUUGGAACCAAUAAAUUUUUUUUCUAUAUUAAUCAGGAUAUUGACCAAGUCUUUCAAGCUGUGAGAAUUUAAAUUCGAAUCUCAAUUAAGAUUAAAUAAAAAGUACAGGAGAAUUUGGAAGAAUUUCAAUUGAGAUUUGUCAAAAAGGGAUGAAGAUCUGAUUAAUUACACCACCAGCACAUGGCUAUAGUAGCAUGGGUUCAUCUUUGUCUGGAUAAAGAGAAAAUAUAGCAUACAAUGGCAACGAAGAACCAGAGAUAUCUUUUUA
Molecule: messenger RNA, 1495 nt
Organism: Hevea brasiliensis (rubber tree)
Lineage: Eukaryota; Viridiplantae; Streptophyta; Magnoliopsida; Malpighiales; Euphorbiaceae
Product: zinc finger protein 3-like
Exons: 1
Coding region: 210-1067 (285 amino acids)
Biological process (GO): negative regulation of abscisic acid-activated signaling pathway
Source: RefSeq, a predicted model, not a curated record